AUGCAACACCACCUCCAAACCCUAAUUGAGGGGGCUCACGAGAAUUGGACCUAUGCCAUCUUAUGGGAGCCAUUGUACGACUACUCUGGCUCAUUGGUUUUGGGUUGGAGCAAUGGAUACUACAGAGGAAACAACUACUCCAAUGGCAAAGCCAAAACGACAACAGUAGUGGUGGAACAAGAGCUCCGGAAGAAGGCACUUGGCAAGCUCUAUUCUGUGAUCUGUGGCGGGUCUGACAUGUCCAAUGGUGACGAUGAUAUUGUUUUAGAAGAUGAUGUCCCUAACAUUGAGUGGUUCUUCAAUUUGUCAAUGUUUUAUUCCUCCAUCAUCAGAGGAGGUGACCUCCCAAGCCAUGCCUUCUUCAAUUCAAGCCCCAUCUGGGUUGUGGGUUCGGACCAACUUGCAGGCUUACCGUGCGGUCGGGCUAGUCAAGGGCAGUCCUUGGGGCUCCAGACCAUGGUUUGUAUACCUUGGGCAAAUGGGGUUGUGGAACUGGGCUCUACCGAUGCAAUUUUCCAUUGUGAGGAUCAGAUGGAUUUGAUCAAAAAGGUUAGGGUUCUGUUUAAUUCCAACAGCCUGCAAAUGAGUUCAUUGCCUAUUACUGAGCAAGGCAAAAGCGAUCAUAUUCUUCGAUCGGUUCUGGCAACGACCAACAACCUUCAUGCAAAGGAUGUGGACAAUAUUUCCAACAUCAUUGCUCGUAGUGGCAAACGUACCUUGUAA
Messenger RNA from Quercus robur (English oak), 723 nucleotides. Its product is annotated as transcription factor MYC1-like. Bases 1 to 723 code for a protein of 240 amino acids. Lineage: Eukaryota; Viridiplantae; Streptophyta; Magnoliopsida; Fagales; Fagaceae. The record is from RefSeq and is a predicted model, not a curated record. The transcript has a single exon. Gene Ontology annotation, biological process: regulation of DNA-templated transcription. Gene Ontology annotation, cellular component: nucleus. Gene Ontology annotation, molecular function: DNA-binding transcription factor activity; transcription cis-regulatory region binding.